AUGUCUGGAUACGCAUCGAUGGACAUUGAUGUAGAGUGCUACUCAAAUGUAAUCCCCUAUUGGGACAACCAUCGAGACAUUGGCAGAUAUUCUGAUCAUUUGACUGUCUGGUUAGAUAAAUACAUUGGUCGUCCUGAAGAAAGUGUCAAGCUGAAAGAAAGGUUUCAAACAUUUAUUCAUCCAUUGAAUACGAUAAGCCUUGAAGAAUUAGAAUUUGACGAACCCUGCUACCAACUAGAAGACCCUGAAAUAUUAUUAAAGCUGAAAGAUACUGUUUAUUGUUUAAAACCAUUUUUUGAAAUCGAUGCCUGUCUUGAAUUUAUCCGUAAUAAUGUCGACAAGAAGAUAUUUUUCAUAUCAUCAGGCACAAUGGGCGAGAAGAUCGUGCCACAAAUUGUUGGAUGGCCACAAAUACACAGCAUUUACAUAUUUUGCGGUAAUAUUUCGCUCCAUGCAAAAGAAUGGGCGAUGGAAUACUGCGAGCAUAUUACUGCGAUGUUGGAUCAUCAAGAUGAUUUACUCCUGCGAUUAACAAAAGAUAUUGUCAAUUAUUUGCAGGAAAAAGGUGAUCAUUAUUUAAGAUUGUUGGAAAAUAUUAGAGCGAGACAUUGUUACGCAUGGGCAAUUAAAUUAACAUUGCGCUCACGCAAGUUGGGCACUGUAAAUUUUCGAGAAACGCACGAUGUGCUAAUGGAAAAGUUUCGCAUAGUGGAAGAAGGCUAUGGAACGACGAAGGAACAGGAUUCGUCCAGUUAG
Didymodactylos carnosus is the source of this 756-nucleotide messenger RNA. Lineage: Eukaryota; Metazoa; Rotifera; Eurotatoria; Philodinida; Philodinidae. The record is from the annotation of a GenBank genome assembly.